Molecule: messenger RNA, 1886 nt
Organism: Polypterus senegalus (gray bichir)
Lineage: Eukaryota; Metazoa; Chordata; Cladistia; Polypteriformes; Polypteridae
Product: sestrin-3
Exons: 9
Coding region: 77-1276 (399 amino acids)
Biological process (GO): cellular response to L-leucine; positive regulation of macroautophagy; cellular response to leucine starvation
Cellular component (GO): nucleus
Molecular function (GO): oxidoreductase activity, acting on peroxide as acceptor; L-leucine binding
Source: RefSeq, a predicted model, not a curated record
AGUCUGCAGCUCGUGCCUGAUACCAGCUUAGUAGCAUCAGAUGGCUGCCACAGACCACUGAAGCUACAUCAAAGUAAUGAAGGGGAGCUCCGAAAAGGACCGUCCCCAAAUGGCGUACCACCCCCAGUACCUGGAGAGCUUCCUGCGCACACAGCACUACAUCUUGCACAUGGACGGCCCUCUGCCCUUCCACUAUCGGCACUUUAUCGCCAUUAUGGCAGCAGCCCGACACCAGUGCCAUUAUUUGGUCUCUUUGCACUUCUCUGAGUUUCUGCGAGUCGGCGGGGACCCAGCUUGGCUCAGAGGGCUUGACUGUGCCCCCCAGCGCCUUCGUGACUUGGACCAGAUCAACAAGGUGCUGGCUCAUCGGCCAUGGCUCAUUGCUCGAGAACACAUUGAGAGUCAACUGAAAAGUGUUGAGCAGUGCUGGAACAUGGCAGAGCUGGUUCAGGCCGUGGUGCUGCUGGCUCACUGUCACGCCCUCGCCAGUUUUAUUUUCGGGAUGGGGGUGGAACAAGACCCAUUGGCCCCCGGGACCCCCAGUCUGGGUAGCUACUGCUUCUGUGACACUGCUAAUGGCAAUUUGGCCUCCAACUCCGAGAACCUUCGUGCCAGCCGACGGAGAUCUUUGGACACAAGUUGUGACAGUACCUGUCUGCGGGAGCGAAUGCAACGGUUACAGGAGGAGAAGGAGCGGCGUGGGGAACGCAGGAUCGCCAGUCAAAGUGAGCAUGACGAAGAUUUAGAAGUGGAGCCCACAAGGCCAUCUGACCUAUCCUGUUAUAUGUCAGAUCCUGAGUUUGGAUAUCAGGAUGUCCCACGGCGUGAUGAAGACCACUCCCAGGUGUUCAGAGUGCAGGAUUAUUCUUGGGAAGUUCACGGUUUCUCUCUGGUCAACCGACUGUAUUCAGAUGUUGGUCACCUGUUAGACGACCGCUUCAGGACUGUGACCAGCGUACAAAAUGGCCUUCUUACUAAAGGGCAGGGAUCCGAUUUCAAAAGAGCUAUCUGGAACUACAUUCAUUAUAUGUUCGGCAUAAGGUAUGACGAUUAUGACUACAGUGAAGUCAACCGUUUGCUAGAGAGAAACCUGAAGCUUUACAUCAAGACAGUCACAUGUUACCCCGAGAAAACCAAAACGCAGAUCUUCCAGCGUUACUGGAGCCAGUUCAAUCCAGCUGAGAAGGUCUACGUGAACCUUCUCAUCAUGGAAGCCAAAAUGCAAGCGGAGCUACUGUAUGCACUUCGGGCAAUAACCCAGCACAUGAUCUCGUAGGCUGCAAAGAAUGUAACAACGGAAAAUGUGAGUGUGUGAAUCUAAGAGACAGAUGCAUGAGAGGAAGAAAAGCAGAUCGAAGAGAAGAGAAGACUUGCCAAUAAGGACGCAGCCGAGAUCUCACUGGACAGAGACAAUACUUGAAUCGUUGAAGGGGCCUUUUUUAUUCUUGCAUCAUAGACAUUGGUUUCUCGUUGCUUCCUCAUUUUUUUUUUUUUUUUUGUUACUUUUUUUCGCUGCGUCAAUGAUGCGACAGCGGUUAAUGUGCAAUUAUUACUACUAUUAUUAUUAUUAUUUUUAUUAUUUAGACUGUGAGUUCAAGCAGACAUUGAGAUGGAGAUAAAGAGUUCCAGAGAGGGCUGCAGAAAUUUAUUUUAGGUUUGUUUAUUUUCAUUUUUAUUUUUAUUUUUACUUUAUUUAGCUUUAGAUUCUAAUUGAAUUGAAUCUUGUUUUUUGUCACUGUCGACUACCGAAUGCAAAAAUCUUUUCCUUUUUUAUUUUUCUUUAAAACUGCACUGGGAUAUUGAAGCAGCUGAUUGAUCACAUUUUUCGAAAAAUUAUGAAGCUCUUGCUAAAAAUUAGUCUUAGCUCUAUACUGUAUAAAAAAAAU